This is a messenger RNA of Nematostella vectensis (starlet sea anemone), 2901 nucleotides long. Its product is annotated as NKAP-like protein. Gene Ontology annotation, molecular function: chromatin binding. The transcript is spliced from 11 exons. Gene Ontology annotation, biological process: regulation of gene expression. Lineage: Eukaryota; Metazoa; Cnidaria; Anthozoa; Actiniaria; Edwardsiidae. Gene Ontology annotation, cellular component: nucleus. The coding region runs from base 72 to 1028 and encodes 318 amino acids. The record is from RefSeq and is a predicted model, not a curated record.
CCCAGUCUCAAGAAGUUCUCUCGGUCAAGAGGCCAUAAGCAGAAAAAAAAGCGUUAGCGUAGCGUUGUGUUAUGGAGUACAAACGUCGCGAUCAAAGUAGAAGUCCUCAGUACAAUGGACAGAGGCGAUCACAUCGACGAUCUAGAUCUAGAUCUUCAUCUCGGGAACGAUCUCCUCGCCAUGACCGUCACACACAACAUGCCUAUAGUAAAGACCACAAGAGACAAAGUACACCAGAAAGAAAGAUGGAGCGGCGCCGUGAAAUGAGGGAAGAAAUAUGUGCUGAUGGUGUCCCAGGAAUCUGGGCCACCUCCCCAAGAAUCCCCACAGACUCAUCUGAAGAUGAGAUACAGAGUAAUCCCUCCAGGAAACACACAGAUGAUGAUACUGACAGUAGCAGUGGCAGUGAAACAGAAGAUGAAAGAAAACGGAGAAAACACAAACACUCAAGCAAAAAAAGCAAAAAGAAGAAAAGUGCCAGGAGUAGCAGAUCUAGUUCAAAGAAAAGCAAGAAACAAAAGAAAAGGAAAAAGAAACGUAAAUCCAGUGAAAGGGACCAGCAAUCUUCAGAUGAAGAUGUUGAGUGGCUAGAAAAGAGGGUGGAAAAGCAAACAGCUGCCACAGAGAGCAGAAAAAAGGAGCAAGAUGAUGAUGCUGUUGUCGGCCCCAUGCCCUUCAUGGCAGAUGGCGCCACAGCAGAAAUGAGAGAUUUUGGAGGAGCCUUGCUACCCGGUGAAGGAGAGGCCAUGGCAGAGUAUGUGAAGGCAGGCAAGCGUAUCCCCAGGCGUGGAGAGAUUGGAUUAACGAGUGAUGAGAUCGCUACAUUUGAAGACCAAGGAUAUGUAAUGAGUGGUAGCAGGCAUCGAAGAAUGGAAGCUGUGCGACUGAGAAAGGAGAACCAGAUAUACAGUGCAGACGAGAAACGGGCAUUAGCUAUGUUCAACUAUGAAGAGCGCUCGAAGAGAGAAAACAAAAUCUUGUCCGACUUUCGUGAACUUAUUCAUCAAAAGACGAAGAGUAAAAACUAACAAAGCCAGAACCCAAGAGUAUAGGCGAGAAAAUACGCCAGUUUGGGUUAUUUGUCAGCAUUCAACUUUGGCAAACAUGACAAGGGAUAAAGAGCAUAGCUUGCCCAACUAUCGUCAGAUAAGUGGUUGUGAUAAAAGACGCUUGCAGGGGAUUUGCUUGAAUAAGUCAAUAUGCGACUUUUAGGGUGAUAAACUUGUGCACGCUUCAGUUUUGGCGGGAAAAUAACAACAAAAAGCAACUUAUUCAGCGCUUAGGAAACAACCAGUAAGUUUCUAUCUCACAGAAAAAGGAUUUAUUUUAAUUGAAUGAUUUUUUCGAUGCUUUCUGACGUUCAUUUCGUGUAUUUCUUUUUUAGCAUGAGUUUACUGAACACAAAAAGUCACGUGAUUUCUUAGACGGGUAGAAAACGGCUAAAUUGGAAUUGUUAGCUAUAAGUGUCCCUUAGGUGAACUCAUCCAAAUUAUUUACAUAUACUCAUGUCCAGUUUUCUGACAAAAAAUAUUUAUAUGCCGUGCUCAUUAAAGGGUUAUUUCCCAAAAUAAAAUCUACAGUGGACUAACUCCGAUACAUGAAAAGGCUGCCCCGCAUAUAGGAAACAAUACGAAUAAAAAAUAGAGGUAGAAUUCAUACUCCCCGCUAACUCAAAUUUGUUUUCGUCUCCUCUUUUUCUUCGAGAAGGUGUUUUGCUGUAUAUACCAAUUUCAUUAAGGUUGCACCCGGAUAAUGUGUGUAUCGUAACCCGCAGUGAUUUAUGGGUAUCAAAUAAAUAAGCAAAUAAGCGUAAAUAAAAUACAAAAACAGGUUUCACAAGCUGAUAGAAUUCUAGUUUAUGUUGGUUAGUUUAUGAGCAUUAACACGGCUUUAAGAUACAAGGAUUCGGAUUCAUCCGUUUAUACCCUACCCAUGAAGCACCGCGGGUUACGGCUGAUUUCUCGAGAGCAACCUUAUUUGAAAUAGGUCCCGGCAAGUUAUAAAAAUACUGGAAAAAAGGGGAAUCUACAAAAGUUUCGGCUACCGAUAAUUCUCAGAUUCAUUAAGUAAGCCACAAUUACUGCAUAUAUUAUAUUUAUUUUAUUGCAAGUAGACUGUAAUAUCGAGUAAUAACAUUUGUAACAUACAUAUAUAGUGAUAAAACGUGAUCUUUGGGAUACCAACUGUUAAUAGCCAUUCGUAUCUAUGAAUAUUUUCGUAGUACGCUGCUAACCGUUUCACAGGCCCGUACCCAGGGGGGGUGCGGGGGGUGCUAUCUCACCUGCCCACAACGGCCGAAAGUCCACUUUUGGUUCUCAAUAGACGUGCUAUUUGUAGACAAAACUAUAAAGUAUAAGCUAGAUCACUCUGGUAUCUCGCCAAAUCCGACACGUGGAGAUACUGAAAAGGCAUAAAUUUUCGGAGGUGGUUAGAUUUUUAUUAGAAAACCCCCACCCCCCCCCCCCCCCGAAGAAAAAUCCUGGGUACGGGCCUGUUUCACAAAUAACAGUUUUACAACCACACACUUUCAAAAUGAUGACCAUGGAGGCGUCUCGAGGAAGUCGGGCUUCAAGGGUCGGGACUACCUAACUUUAAAGCAUUAACAACACAGAACGCCGAAUACCUGGGUUGCGUGCGCGCCCACUUUUGCCUUAUCUUGGAAUGAAAGUAAGGUACUAACUCUAAAUUCAUCGUUACGAAUAACAUAAUUUCAAUUAUUCCUUCUAUGAAAAAAAAAAUGGUGGCCGUGCGAUGUGUUUGGUGUUCUACGUUGUUCCUUUAGGCUCGCCGAGGAGUAUUUAGUGCAAUAGCUUCAUUGAAUGUAUUACAUGUCCCAAACUUUCUUCAAUAUCUUUUCCGUUUAUUCUUCUUUUUAAAUAAAUCGAUUGAUUUUUCCCAAAA